Saccharomyces eubayanus is the source of this 1086-nucleotide messenger RNA. RefSeq names its product putative peptide hydrolase. Lineage: Eukaryota; Fungi; Ascomycota; Saccharomycetes; Saccharomycetales; Saccharomycetaceae. Gene Ontology annotation, biological process: DNA damage response. Bases 1 to 1086 code for a protein of 361 amino acids. Gene Ontology annotation, molecular function: single-stranded DNA binding. The transcript has a single exon. The record is from RefSeq and is a predicted model, not a curated record.
AUGUGCGGCCGGUUUGCCCUUGCUUACGAUAGCGGGGAUUUGUUUAGAUUGUUAGAGGAAUGGAAUAUACCCGUGAAUACACGCAAGGACACCUCAUCGAAUGAUCGACGUUCACAAGACGAGGAGAUCACUCCAAAUCAGGCUGUUGACAAUCACGACAUUUUCGAAGCUUCUUACAAUAUUGCACCCACCAAAUACUCCGCAGUAUACCGUUCCGAUACCAAAGCCAUUCAAUUUAUGAGAUGGGGCCUAGUUCCCUUUUGGACCAAAGAUGUUUCGCAGUUUAAGACGUAUCGUACCUUCAACGCCCGUUUAGAGAAUCUACAGGAAAGCAAGAUGUGGAUGAGACCUUGUGAGAAAAAACGGUGUGCCGUACUAAUGAGCGGAUAUUUUGAAUGGAAAACUGUUGGAAAGAAGAAGACCCCUUAUUUUAUUUCAAGAAGAGAUGGUAAGUUGAUGUUUGUAGCAGGAAUGUAUGAUUACUUGGAAAAAGAAGAUCUGUAUACAUUUACCAUAGUUACAGCAGGAGGACCCGAAGAGUUAGAAUGGCUGCAUGAAAGAAUGCCCUGCGUUCUGGAACCUGGCACCAAGAGUUGGGAUGCUUGGAUGGAUGUGACUAAGACGGAGUGGAGUACUGAAGAGUUGCUAAAGCUAUUGAAGCCGGAGUACGAUGAAUCAAAGUUACAAUUUUAUCAAGUCACAGACGAUGUGGGGAAGACUAGCAACACCGGAGAACGGUUAAUUAAACCGAUUUUUAAAGAAGAUACAGACAUGUUUAGUGUGAAGACAGAAAAAAAAGGCACUGGGUUUAAAACUGAUAAUGAAGGAGAGAUUAAUGAUGCUAAAGAUAAUGCUGAAGCAGUGAAAAGCGAAGAUAAUCAAGAAGGAAAGGAAUAUUUAAAAUAUGCUAAAAAGGAAGAGCACGAGAGAACAAUUCCAGCAGACGAAACAAGUAUAGGCGAUCGAGUAAAUAAGGAAAAAAAGAAUAAAUCAUCAAAGGACAAGGGAACAAAAAGGAAGAGAAAUAUAGUGGAUAUGCUAGGAAAUCAAAAAAAUUUUAGAGGCAAGAAAGAACUGAAGAAGUGA